UAGGUGAAGACUCGAUCAGUGCAGCUGAACAUUUUCAGCCGUAUCUGUCAAACAGGAAAAGGUGGGGUGUUGUUCGACACGGGCACAGUUGACUGUGACACCCAAAACAAAAAGAAGUUUGGUCCGCUGUUCUAACAAACUACCUGCUGCCUGUGUGAGGAGGGACGAGUGAAGAAUGUCCGAGCUAAGCGACGAGGCCAGUGAAUCGGAGCAGCUGGGCGUCAGCCUCUCCUUGUGGCUGGGCGACUCCCUGCUGCGACCCGAGGAGCUGGACGUUCCUCUGGACCUCCACACCGGCUGCUCCAUCGGCCAGUACGACGUGGUGGCAGAGUGCAUCAAAAAACGUGAGGUGAAUCUGGAUGGAAAGAAUAUUGGAGGCUGGACCCCGCUGAUGUAUGCAUCGUACAUUGGACACGACAACAUUGCCAAUCUCCUGCUGGAGGCCGGUGUGAAUGUCAAUGCUACCACUGCCAAAGGUCUGACCCCCUUGAUGCUGGCAGCGAGCUGUGGCAAUGAAAGUAUCGCAUACUUCCUGCUUCAGCAAGGUGCAGAGUUGGAGCUGAAGGACUCCCUUGGCUGGACUGCUCUGUUCCACUGCACUAGCACAGGCCACCAGCAGAUGGUCAAGUUCCUGCUGGAUAACAACGCUGAUGCCAAUGUCAAGGAGCCAGGGUCUGGUUUCACUCCCCUGAUGGAGGCUGCUGCCUCUGGCCAUGAAAUCAUAGUUCAGUACCUGCUUGAUCACAAAGUUAAAGUGGAUGACCGCAAUGUUAAAGGAGAGACUGCCCGUGCGCUGGCAAUGUUGUACGGCUAUACCAAGAUUGUCAGCCUCAUUGACUCUCGUUCUCCAAGGAUGAAACCAGCAGGACACUUUGAAGACCUAAGCUCCUCGGAGGACUCGGACAGUGCGCCCCCGAGGAUAAGGCCAAGUCGAAACCGAGCUAAAGGCAUUAGCAUCCAUGAUGGGCCUCAGGCCAUCGCCAAGUUCCGAGUAGGAGGCACCAGCAAAUUGUGUGAGCCUGCUGCUGCCCCACCUGGCUACACGACAUUCCGUGACACUGGUGAACAGAGUGAGGGCCUCUGCUACCGUGAUGUGACCUCACCUAUCAACGAGCUGGACGGCCAGAGCAACAGCAGCAGAGAUGACAGUCCAUUCUUUGACAAUGACAUGCCCACCAUGAGGAGCAGUAGCAGCAGCAGCGAAGGCCUGCCUCCCGUGAUUGGCCUCAACUGGGAAGGCUCUGUGGAAAGUAACGAGGACUCUGACCAGUGCAAAAAGAGCAGCUCUCGCAGAUUGAGUAAGAGCCAUCACUCAAAGGGCAAGAGUCGCCACGGAAGCAACGAGGCAGCUCACUCCAGUGGCACAGGGAACUGUGGGGUCCGCUCACACGUUGUUCCUCCACCUUCGUACAAUGGUCCAAAGGCAUGUGAUCUUGCAGAGUUUUUGAGGCAAAUUGGCUUCUCCAAGUAUCUCCCAUUACUUGAGGAGCAAGACAUUGAUCUGCGGAUAUUUCUCACCCUGACUGAGAACGAUCUCAAAGAAAUAGGAAUCACAUUGUUUGGUCCCAAGCGUAAGAUGACCUCAGCAAUUGCAAGGUGGCACAGCAACGCUCGACAACCCAGUGAUGCUCUGGAACAGGCUUAUGCUGACCAACUUGAGGCUGAGAUGCAGGAAAUGGCCAUUCAGCUGCACAAGCGCUGUGAGGAGGUGGAGAACCUGCAGAGCCAGGUGUCUCAGGAGAAGGAGCUGCGUACUGUGAUGGAGGGAUGCCUGAUGGAGGACAAGAUGGCAUGGAGGAGGGUCCACACUGAGCUGGUGGAGAACCACCGGCUGACUCAGGACAUGAGCUCAACACUAGCGAAGGCCAGGACCUGCUGCGCCGAACUGCUCUCCUGCCUCGACACUGAUGGCAAGGGCAGCUCUGAUACUGGUGUGGAAGACAAAUCAGAAGAUGAUGCUGGUGUUAAAGCUGUGGAGGGCCUGAAAUGCUCCAGUGUUGUCGAGCUGAUGAAGAAGCUGGAUUCUUGUGAAGAACAACUGGCAGGGACGCUGAUAACUGUGCUGCAGAGCCUGAGGCGACUUAGUGCCCCUGAAAAAGUGUCCGAUAGCUGGGAACGGCCUUAGCUUUUCAGGGGUUUCUGCAAAUAUUCGACGGAGGGUGAUAAAAAACCACCCUGAACAAUCUCACUGAAAUGGGAGAAGGCCAAAGACGCGGACAGCCCUUCCCAUCGGGCUCGAAGCAGAAAGACCUGCCGUCCCUCAAGGUUUGGCUGAAAUAACCAGAGCUCGCCAGCGGUGACAAGGCCGAGGUUAACGGCAGCUGCUGCAGGGAAACGAUAAGCAGGCAGGAAGGGCACCUGACCCCCGCACGCUUGUGCUGGUGAACACUGGUCUCCGGUUGUUGUGAUGUGAAAAUGCACAGAGGAGGAGGAGGGACUGAUCGUGGAUCAGAGGCUGUAAUACUGUGAAGCAUUUGUUUAAAAAACUGUACUCUCUCUACCUAUAUGAAAUGUGGUUUAAAUUAUGUUCAUGCCACCAGGUAAAGAGGUACAUUUCUUAGAAGUAAAGCAGUAGUCUGUCUAGUUGAAUUAAGUUCAGCGGUGAUACUUUGGGAUUUGAAUGAAUUCUUCUCAUUUGUAUGCUGUUUGAAAAUAAUGUCCUGCUGAAUGCAUAUCGACGAGUAUAAAAAUCCUAAUAAGAAAAAUUGUAAGAAAAUUUUAAAGACAUGUCUGUGAAUCAUUGACAGCAACACAUGACAUCACACCAGGGAAGGUCUCUUCAACUCACUGUCGUUUUGGGAAAACGGGUUAUGGACAAAAUGAUAACAUUUCAAAACUGCCAUUUAUUAGAGCAAAAAUACAAGUUUAAUAUUCUUUUUUAUAAUUGAAGGUCCAGAUUCAGAUUUAACUCAGUGACGUAACACACUCAAGUAAUAGUAUGAGAUAAUGCUUGAGAUUCAUGGUUGUAUGUGGACUAAAAUUAAAACCCAGUUGCUUGUAA
Messenger RNA from Scophthalmus maximus (turbot), 3001 nucleotides. RefSeq names its product ankyrin repeat and sterile alpha motif domain containing 3 (gene anks3). The transcript is spliced from 16 exons. Gene Ontology annotation, molecular function: protein binding. Bases 176 to 2125 code for a protein of 649 amino acids. Gene Ontology annotation, cellular component: cilium. The record is from RefSeq and is a predicted model, not a curated record. NCBI's taxonomy places the organism in Eukaryota, Metazoa, Chordata, Actinopteri, Pleuronectiformes, Scophthalmidae.